This is a messenger RNA of Talaromyces rugulosus, 1461 nucleotides long. RefSeq lists its product as uncharacterized. Lineage: Eukaryota; Fungi; Ascomycota; Eurotiomycetes; Eurotiales; Trichocomaceae. The record is from RefSeq and is a predicted model, not a curated record. The coding region runs from base 1 to 1461 and encodes 486 amino acids. The transcript is spliced from 3 exons.
AUGCCGCCAAGUCAAAGGACCCCACGAUACCAACGAUGCGCAAAGUCAUGCCCGGACACCAAGAUUGACCUUCAAUUCGUCAACGUCAAACCGGAUGAUCCGGAUCAGGGGAGACAAACACGAACGGUCAUUCGGGCAAAUGCUGCUCACUUUCAUUGGCGUCACAAUCGGCCUCCCAAGGACAAGGCCAAGACUAAGCAGACGAGACAUGGGGACGUCACUCAUCGUGAUAAGAGGAUUCCAAGUCCCUUAUCGCCGAUGAGCAGCACUCAACUUGCAGCUGAUAUUGAUCCUUUCUCGUCGUAUAAUUGUAACCUCCCACGGGCGUUGGUCAAUCAUUGCAUCGCAUUUAAUGCCCAAUUCAUUCUUCCCGCAAUAUUCCCUGAUGGAGCCAACAAUUUCAACGCCAGAGCAAGCCUGAUACAAAUGUCAACCUCGAACUCCAGUGUCUUGCACAUGUUCAUCACGGGAGCUUUGAUCAAUUCGCAAAGAAUCCGAGGGGCCACCCCUUCUAACCGCAUUGCACUCGACAUGUUACAGUCUCGCGCCGAAAUUGUACGGGAUUUGAAUAUCGCCAUACAAGAUCCCGUGGAAGCCUGCAAGGACAUUAAUAUUUUCGCUGUUGCUGCAUUGGCAAAGAACGAGACGGUCCAAAGAGCGGAAGAAAUGCCGUUAAAGACGCCAAAGCAAGGUCCUCUAAAAAGUCUGCAGUUGUUGAACGUAUUGGCAUUAUCCGAGGUUGACCCAAUUCACUAUGAAGGACUGUCGAAAUUAAUCGAGCUGAAAGGAGGGUUAGAAAAGAUUGAGAUUCUAGGACUCGCUGCUCUCAUCUCACUAGGAGGAGUUAUAUUCGCAACCCGAAAGUGCACUUCACCGCGUUUCCCAGUGGUGACGCUAUCGGACCCGACGAGAGAAUUUAUACUCGACAAUCAAGGAACGUGCUUCGACACAGACAAUGAUCUUUAUACAGUAAUAUCAAUGCUUCAAAGCUACACUACCACGAUAGACGAUUUCUGCGAGGGCCGAAAAGUCGUGACAGCUUCUGUACUACUCGACCACAGAAAUACGACGCAGCAUGCUUUGCUGUCACUCCCACCGAGGGCAGGCAGAUCCGAGUGCUACAGGCUUGCAGCUCUGAUUUAUAGUCUACUGGUGACGUUUCCGCUGCCGUAUCGUGUUGCGCCGUUCAAAUGCCUGGUAAUGCGAUUGAAGAUGACACUAGCAGAGUGGGAUGGCGAUGACGAUGAUAUGCUGCUUUGGGUUCUCGCAAUGGGGGGUAUUGGAGCAACGGGACUGGAGGAAAGGGCGUGGUUUGUGAGGAAAUUUCAGAAUGCAUCGACAAGGAUAGGAGUGGGUUCAUGGGUUGAAGCAAGGGAUAUAAUAAAGAGGGGACUGUGGCAUGAAGCCACGAAUGAUGGAGAUGGUCAAGAUCUUUGGCUUGAGAGCAUAAUAGUUGAUUGA